GCCACCACAAGGAUGACAACAGCAGUGAAAAGAAGACCAAUAGUUUCUUUCCAGCAUCUCCAAUUCAAUGAGAGCUGUGGCUGGCUUGUAUAUAUACAAGCCAGGGCAAUUUAUAUUCAAAAAUUCCCAACCGACCCGAAGGCCAAUUGGAGUGGUCAAACUAGGUAGUUUUCAACUAGCAAAAACACGGUCUCGGAUGUCUCCUCACUGACAC
Molecule: messenger RNA, 214 nt
Organism: Aspergillus candidus
Lineage: Eukaryota; Fungi; Ascomycota; Eurotiomycetes; Eurotiales; Aspergillaceae
Exons: 1
Coding region: 13-168 (51 amino acids)
Source: RefSeq, a predicted model, not a curated record